Quercus robur (English oak) is the source of this 1125-nucleotide messenger RNA. RefSeq lists its product as uncharacterized. Lineage: Eukaryota; Viridiplantae; Streptophyta; Magnoliopsida; Fagales; Fagaceae. Bases 1 to 1125 code for a protein of 374 amino acids. The record is from RefSeq and is a predicted model, not a curated record. The transcript has 2 exons.
AUGGCUGAUCCUUCUUCUCCUCCCAUUAGGGAUUCAAUCUCACAAGAGGAAUUCAACAUGUUCCACACCAUAGACCGUACCCUCUUCACUCGCUUGGUUUUCAACCUUGGCCGUGACCCUGCCGAGGCCACCCAAGUCAUGGCACUUUGGCUUUGGCUCGAGAAAGUUGGUGAAGAAAUCGACAUGGUGUACUCCAAAAUAUUGUCCUUGCCAGACACUAUACUCAACGCACUAGUCGAUGAGUCUGUCAUGGCCUUGACUUGCAUUGAGAGUGACCAGUUUCGUUUCUCUUCUGAUAGUACCUCUGACAUGAUCCCUUUGAUUCAAAGCCUAACAAAAACUGGGGUCUCCCUCCGUUUCUUCCACGACAAUCGUAUUGGCAUUAUUCGUGGUGUCACUAAGAUUAUCAAUGAGGUUUGCGUGAGAGCCUUCGACGACAUAGUGAAACUUGCACAAGCAAACAAGAGUGCCCAGGAAAGCACUGGCAUUGGGUUUGAGUUUGCCAAGCCGGGGAACUAUCAUAGUGCAAUUCUGAACCCCUUGUCUUCUGCUUUGUAUUACAACUCUUCUGGGGUUGUUGGGGUUCAAUCUCCUAACGUUGGGGUUUCACAGUUUUUGGAUUUGGCUCCUCACGUGCCGGUGAGUGGAGGAGGGCUGCCUUUGGAGGUUUCUCGCGGUUUUGAUCCUUAUGAUCUUUCGUUUCAGAGACAGAUUUUGAACAAUGAAAUUGGUGAGGUUUUGAGUCGCAUAAAGUCGAGUAGCCCUAGUGAUGAGGAAGCGAAAGAAGUCCCUCCAGAUGAGAGAACUAUUUUCUUGACUUUCUCUAAAGGGUACCCCAUUACAGAGAAUGAAGUUCGAGAGUUCUUCACUAGGAAAUUUGGAGAUUUCAUUGAAGACAUUUUCAUGCAAGAGGUUCUACCAGAGGAGCAACCACUUUAUGCACGUCUUGUUGUUCCUGUAGCUUCCUUCAUUGAAGUGGUCCUUGACCAUAAGAACAAAGCGAAAUUCUCCAUCAAUGGGAAGCAUGUUUGGGCUCGGAAAUAUGUGCGUAAGAACAAGUCUCCAGCAAAGUCAUCUCCAUCAGCGUCCCAACCUACUUCACCAGCGGCAGCAGAACAAUCUUAA